Molecule: messenger RNA, 2847 nt
Organism: Spea bombifrons (plains spadefoot toad)
Lineage: Eukaryota; Metazoa; Chordata; Amphibia; Anura; Pelobatidae
Gene: KIF2C
Product: kinesin family member 2C
Exons: 22
Coding region: 216-2435 (739 amino acids)
Biological process (GO): microtubule-based movement
Molecular function (GO): microtubule binding; microtubule motor activity; ATP binding
Source: RefSeq, a predicted model, not a curated record
GACGUUCAUAUAGAGGUGGGCUCUGUUUAAAAACUGGCGGCCGGUUGCAGCUCUCUUGAGCCGUGAGAGGAAGAAGAUUGACGUAUUGUACCACCGGAACCAAGUGGCUGAGGGUGCACGUUGGGUACACUAUACAGAUAGUACAGCUACACGCUGACCCUUACGCGCGGGUUCUCUUCUUUUUUGUCACUGCUCUCUCUUCAGCUCACGCCACCAUGGAACAGCUCGUGGCCGGUCGCCUCAUGAUCGGGCUGACGGUCAAAAUCCUGCGGAGUAAUGGGGUGAUGCACAGUGCGUACAUCACGUCUGUGAACAUGGAGCGGUCAUCUGUCAAUGUGGAAUGGAAAGAAGGUGAAACAAACAAGGGGAAAGAGAUAUCCUUUGCCGAUAUGAUCUCUGCGAACCCAGAGCUGCAUGAAGCUGUUCUUUCUGCUCCAAAUUUAAAGGAAAACAUGCCCCCUCAAAGAAAUCUAUUGGCACAGAAUUCAAAGCGGAGAACGAUUUCAAAAAUCCCUGCUCCUAAAGAAGUGCCAGCAUCCAAUACUGUUGUAGCAGAAUGUGCUUCACAGCAAGUAUUGCGUGGGCGCUCUACUAAAAUGACCGCUAUCCACGAGACCCUGCCACCUGAAAACGACAUGGAGGUGGAAUCCGCAGCGCCUGCUCCUGUUGUACAACAGCAAUCGGUCCCAGCUGUUCGGUCCAGAUCCACAAAACUGAGCUCUCUUGGUGAAUGCAGAGUUUUGCCUCGAAUGAGUGAAAUAUCUGAGGAGUCUGCAGCGUCUAAUGCCAGGAAUAAUCAAGCCAGAAGAAAAUCGAAUAUUGUUAAAGAAAUGGAGAAAAUGAAAAACAAACGGCAAGAGCAGAGAGCCCAAAAUAGCGAGAUGAGAAUAAAGCGGACGCAGGACUGCGACAAAAAUGUCCCAAACUGGGAGUUUGGGAAAAUGAUCAGGGAGUUUCGAGCAACAAUGGAUUGUCAGAGAAUCAGCAUGACUGAUAUGGCUGAUGAGCACCGGAUCUGUGUCUGCGUCCGAAAACGUCCCCUCAACAAGCAGGAGCUUACAAGGAAGGAGUUUGAUAUAAUAUCUGUUCCGAGCAAACAUAUCGUCCUAGUGCACGAGCCGAAGCUAAAGGUAGACCUGACAAAGUAUUUGGAGAACCAAGCAUUCCGGUUUGAUUAUUCAUUUGAUGAGAGUGCCACAAAUGACGUGGUGUACAGAUUUACAGCAAGACCGUUGGUUCAGUCAAUAUUUGAAGGUGGAAAAGCAACUUGUUUUGCUUAUGGCCAGACUGGAAGUGGUAAAACACAUACCAUGGGUGGGGACUUCACAGGCAAAAGCCAGAAUGUUUCCAAGGGUGUCUAUGCAUUUGCAGCUCGAGAUGUCUUCCUCCUUGUGACGCAGCCUCGUUACAGAAACUUAGACCUAGAGGUGUUUGUGACUUUCUUUGAGAUCUAUAAUGGGAAGGUUUUUGAUCUAUUAAAUAAGAAGGCAAAGUUGCGUGUAUUGGAAGAUGCAAAACAGGAGGUCCAGGUUGUGGGGUUAUUGGAGAAAGAGGUCACUUCUCCAGAAGAUGUCUUUAAAAUGAUUGAAAUCGGAAGUGCAUGCAGGACCUCUGGGCAGACGUUUGCCAAUUCCAGCUCUUCUCGUUCACACGCCUGUCUGCAGAUCAUUUUACGUCGAAGAGGGAAACUUCAUGGCAAGUUCUCGUUGGUAGAUCUGGCAGGGAAUGAGCGAGGGGCUGAUACAUCCAGUGCUGACCGUACAACACGCAUGGAAGGAGCAGAGAUCAAUAGGAGUUUGCUUGCCUUAAAGGAGUGUAUCCGUGCACUGGGGCAAAACAAAUCUCACACUCCUUUCCGGGAAAGUAAACUUACUCAGAUACUGAGGGAUUCCUUUAUAGGAGAGAACUCUAGAACCUGCAUGAUUGCAAUGGUUUCCCCUGGAUUCAACUCCUGCGAGUAUACACUCAACACAUUAAGAUAUGCUGACAGGGUUAAGGAAUUAAGUCCACAAAAUACAGAAAGUAAUGAAAACAACCACCAGAUGGAGACAGAGGAGUGCGAUGGAUCUAACUCCUCAAUAGGACUGCUGCAGCUGGAAGACGAAGAUGAUGUCUUGAUAAAGGAUGAAGAGCUGUCCUCGCAAAUGAACAGUUUCCAGGAAGCAAUGAGUCGCAUUGGUGAACUGGAGGAGAAGGCGGUUGAGGAGCUGAGGGAGCUGGUGCAGAAGGAACCAGAAUGGUCAGAUUUGUUGGAAAUUACAGAGCAGCCAGACUAUGAUCUGGAGAAAUUUGUGAUUCAAGCAGAAUAUCUCAUCCAGGAGCGUUCUAGGGUUCUGAUCGCUCUGGGAGAGAGUGUGAAUUCCUUGCGCCUUGCCAUGCAGAUGGAAGAACAGGCCAGCAAGCAAAUAUCAGACAAGAGAAGGCCAAAUAAAUGAAACUACGGUGAACUGUUUCAGCUUGUAAUGUGACGCCUCUUUAUAAAUAGUUUCUAUGUUGCCAUUUUUUUAAGGUUUUGUCUUUACUGUCUAUCGAGUCUUGUAUUUGUUCAUGUUGGAGUAUGAUGUAUAUAUGGAACAAGCUGUUAACCAGGAAAGUUUAGCCCACUUUAAGAGCUUAGACCCUCAUCUAUAUGUGCCUUUCAGAGCUGCUGAUCUUGCUCUGCAGUUUUUAUCCACUAAGGGGCAGCGCAACUUGUUCAGGUUGUGUGUCCUUCAUGAAAUCUAGGAACGAAUGUGGUGUUAUGUACAGUAUACAGUUUUUAUAGAAGAUGGUGAGUUCUAUCCACAAAAAGCACUGGCUAUUAUCAAUUUUAUGUAAUGACUUAUCAAUAAACAGCCUUUAAUAUUA